UUAAUUAUUUUAAAAUUAACCACACUCUCAAAUCCCACUCUCUCUCUCAUAAAAUUAAAAUUAAAAAAUAAAUAAUAAAAUUAAAAUAAAAUUAAAAUAAAAUUGAGCCGUUUGAAUCACUUUUUCUAUAUAUAAAAACCAAAACCUUCGUCCCCACUCUAACCCUAAAUUUUCAUUUCCUCUCUUUCUCUCUCUAAAACUUCCUCCCUCUCUCUCUCUAAACUUCUCUGCUUUCGGUUUUUUUUUUUGGUGUAAUCGAAAAUGAGGGAAAUUCUUCACAUCCAGGGAGGCCAAUGCGGUAACCAGAUCGGAGCUAAGUUCUGGGAAGUUGUUUGUGCCGAGCACGGCAUUGAUUCCACCGGAAAGUACCAGGGAGACUCAGAUCUCCAACUUGAGAGGAUCAAUGUCUACUAUAACGAAGCCAGUUGUGGUAGAUUUGUUCCCAGAGCUGUACUCAUGGAUCUUGAACCUGGAACUAUGGAUAGCAUCAGAUCUGGUCCUUACGGCCAGAUCUUCAGACCUGACAACUUUGUUUUCGGUCAAUCUGGUGCUGGAAACAACUGGGCCAAAGGUCAUUACACCGAGGGUGCUGAGUUGAUCGAUUCCGUUCUUGAUGUUGUUCGUAAAGAGGCCGAAAACUGCGAUUGUCUGCAAGGUUUCCAGGUCUGUCAUUCCCUCGGAGGAGGGACUGGAUCUGGAAUGGGUACCCUUUUGAUCUCAAAGAUUAGAGAGGAAUACCCUGACCGGAUGAUGCUUACGUUCUCCGUUUUCCCUUCACCUAAGGUCUCCGACACAGUUGUUGAACCAUACAAUGCAACUUUGUCUGUUCAUCAACUCGUUGAAAACGCAGACGAGUGUAUGGUUCUUGACAACGAAGCUCUUUACGACAUUUGCUUCCGUACCCUGAAAUUAACCACUCCUAGCUUUGGUGAUUUAAACCACUUGAUCUCCGCAACAAUGUCUGGAGUCACAUGCUGUUUGAGAUUCCCUGGACAGUUGAACUCUGAUCUUAGAAAGCUUGCCGUCAACCUCAUUCCCUUCCCUCGUCUCCACUUUUUCAUGGUGGGUUUUGCUCCUCUAACUUCCCGUGGUUCUCAGCAGUACAGGGCCCUAACUGUUCCGGAGCUUACCCAGCAAAUGUGGGAUGCAAAGAACAUGAUGUGCGCUGCAGAUCCCCGCCAUGGUCGGUACCUCACAGCCUCAGCCAUGUUUAGAGGCAAGAUGAGCACCAAGGAGGUUGAUGAGCAGAUGAUCAAUGUCCAGAACAAGAAUUCAUCCUACUUUGUUGAAUGGAUUCCCAACAAUGUCAAGUCCACCGUUUGUGACAUCCCACCAACUGGCCUGAAAAUGGCAUCCACUUUCAUUGGAAACUCAACAUCCAUCCAGGAGAUGUUCCGUCGUGUGAGUGAGCAAUUUACAGCUAUGUUCAGGAGAAAAGCUUUCUUGCAUUGGUACACUGGCGAGGGCAUGGAUGAAAUGGAAUUCACUGAAGCCGAGAGCAACAUGAAUGAUCUUGUGUCCGAGUACCAGCAGUACCAGGAUGCUACUGCUGAGGAGGACGAUUACUAUGAUGAGGAAGAGGAGGAAGCUCAAGAGAUGUGAAGAAGUUGUGGGGUUUUGAAUUAAACAAAACAGCAUAUAUGCGUGGGUUGAUUAUGAUUUAGGCAAAUGAGAUUAUUGAUGGCUAAGCUAAGAUUACUAUAUAAUACCACAAAACCACCUGGUUGCCGGUCUCUGGCAAUGGUGUUUUUUGGUUGCUUUGUAGUAGGGACAAAUAUUAAUCUGUCUGAAAUUUGUUUCUGUUGAUUUAGUGUUGUUUUCAUAUGGUUUUAAGCAGACAUGAAAUCUUGAGAUAUGUGCUUGUGUUUACGUUUUUAUAUUUUGUUCAUAUAAUGUUUUUGUUUCACUAA
This is a messenger RNA of Cannabis sativa, 1910 nucleotides long. Its product is annotated as tubulin beta-8 chain. Gene Ontology annotation, biological process: microtubule cytoskeleton organization; mitotic cell cycle. The transcript is spliced from 3 exons. Bases 262 to 1602 code for a protein of 446 amino acids. Gene Ontology annotation, molecular function: GTP binding; structural constituent of cytoskeleton; GTPase activity. The record is from RefSeq and is a predicted model, not a curated record. NCBI's taxonomy places the organism in Eukaryota, Viridiplantae, Streptophyta, Magnoliopsida, Rosales, Cannabaceae. Gene Ontology annotation, cellular component: microtubule; cytoplasm.